Messenger RNA from Erpetoichthys calabaricus (reedfish), 1634 nucleotides. It is a transcript of the gene xylb, whose product is annotated as xylulokinase homolog (H. influenzae). Gene Ontology annotation, biological process: D-xylose metabolic process; xylulose metabolic process. The coding region runs from base 21 to 1619 and encodes 532 amino acids. Gene Ontology annotation, molecular function: D-xylulokinase activity. The record is from RefSeq and is a predicted model, not a curated record. Gene Ontology annotation, cellular component: cytosol. Lineage: Eukaryota; Metazoa; Chordata; Cladistia; Polypteriformes; Polypteridae. The transcript has 19 exons.
GCUUCUUAGACCUGCGCGACAUGGCUUCAGUCAGCGGCAGCUAUCUGGGAUUCGAUUUCAGUACACAGCAGGUAAAGGUGGUUGCUAUAGAUGAAGACUUACAAGUUAUUUAUCAAAAUAGCAUCCAGUUUGAUACAGACCUCCCAAUGUACAGGACUCAAGGAGGUGUCCAUAUUCACAAUGACAAUUUAACUGUGACUGCUCCAGUAUUAAUGUGGGUACAGGCACUUGACAUUUUGCUGGAAAAGAUGAAAACCUCAGGAUUUGACUUUGCAAGUGUGAAAGCCUUAUCUGGAAGUGGGCAGCAACAUGGUAGUGUGUAUUGGAAAAAAGGAGCUCGUGAGAUUCUUCAAAGCACCUCAUGUAAUAAAUCUCUACAUGAUUUACUAAAGAAUUGCUUUUCGGUGACCGAUAGUCCUGUGUGGAUGGAUUCCAGCACGUCGUUAGAGUGCAAACAUUUAGAACAAUCUGUAGGGGGGGCUCUGAACCUCGCUUAUAUAACUGGCUCCCGGGCAUAUGAGAGAUUUACUGGAAAUCAGAUUGCAAAGAUUUUCAAAAUGAAGACUGAAGAAUAUAAUCAAACUGAGAGAAUAUCUUUGGUCAGUAGUUUUGCUGCAUCUCUCUUUCUUGGUGAUUAUGCAGCUGUGGAUUACAGUGAUGGUUCGGGAAUGAAUUUAUUGGAUAUCCAUAAGAGAGAGUGGUCAAAACAGUGCUUAGAGGUUUGUGCUCCUGAGCUGGAGGAAAAACUUGGAACUCCUGUGUCUUCAAUGUCAGUUUUGGGUUCAGUUUCUUCUCACCUUGUCAGACAUUAUGGUUUCUCACUAGCAUGUAAAGUCAUCGCUUUUACAGGUGACAACCCAGGAUCAUUGGCUGGAAUGAGGCUGAAAGAAGGAGACAUUGCUGUGAGCUUAGGCACCAGUGAUACAGUAUUUCUAUGGAUCCAGAACCCAAACCCAACAGUAGAAGGACAUAUCUUUUGCAAUCCUGUUGAUAUUAAGGAUUACAUGGCAUUAAUAUGUUAUAAGAAUGGCUCUAUUACCCGAGAGAGAAUCCGAAAUGAAUGUGCUGCUGGAUCAUGGGAAGAGUUCUCUAGCGCUCUCAAGUCAACUCCUAUUGGAAAUAAUGGGAAUUUGGGGAUUUUUUGUGAUGUAAUGGAAAUUACCCCCAGUGGCAUGUUGGGCGUGCACCGGUUUAAUGAAGACAGUAUCAAGGUACCUCAUUUCUCAAAGCCCAUUGAAAUUAGAGCUCUUAUUGAAGGACAGUUCUUGGCUAGGAGACUUCAUGCAGAAAAACUGGGCUAUAAAAUCAUUCAUGGAACUCGCAUCCUAGCAACUGGAGGAGCAUCUUCAAACAAGGAUAUCCUCCAGGUCUUAGCUGAUGUGUUCAAUGCUCCAGUAUUCACUAUUGACACCACGAAUUCUUCAUGUCUAGGAUGUGCUUAUAGGGCAAAGCAUGGGAUAUUAUCUGAGAUGGGAGUGACUUUUGCUGAGGCAGUGAAAAUGGCACCUGAACCAACGCAAGUCGUGACACCAACACCAGGUGCAGAACAGGUUUACAGGCCUCUGCUGGCAAGAUACGCACAACUCGAGGAGAAAGUGUUCUUGGAAUCGAAGCAAUAAAUGAGCUCCCUCUGG